AUGUUUAACCUCACACUCAGCUUUUCUUAAUUUGGUAUUUAAAAGAGUCACUUUUAAUUAUAUGAUUGUUAAAUAGAGAGUCUUAAUAAUAAACAAUUGUAAAGGGAUAAAUAACCAAUUCAUCUUGUCACAACAAAAAUCAGAGAAUUGUUAUAGUACGCUGAAACAAUUUCUGUGACUCCUAGAACUCUUACUCAUCCAAAUGCAGCUGUCUACAAUGAUGGAUUGGAUAAUGAAAAUUAUGAUCUAAUUGUAAGACUGGAUGAUGUUAUAGUAAAUCAAAAGACAAACAAUUAAUAUAUUGCUAAAGAAUGGCUAGGUGUUGGUACUUUUGGUAGUGUUUAUAGAUGUUAGAAGAAUAAUUCUAAUUUUGCAAUCAAAAUAAUAAAAAAUAUUAAUGCAUAUAAUUUACAAGCCAUGAAAGAAAUUAAAUUGAUUAGACUGCUGAAUAAAAAAUAGGAGCAUGAAAGCAUAAUUAAGUUGAUUGAUUAUUUCCUUUUUAAAAAUCAUGUUUGCAUAGUCUUUCCAUUAUUGGGAUUUAAUUUGGAAGAAUUACUACAAGAAACAAAAUAUUAGGGUCUUUCAUUGUGCAUGAUAAAGAAUAUUUUAAAAUAAGUCAUAUCAGGAUUAGAAUUCUUGCACUCUUUAAAUUGGGUACAUUGUGAUAUCAAACCAGAAAACCUGUUAUUUACUGACAACACAGCCAAAUAAAUUCAGAUAAUUGAUUUCGGAUCUGCAUCUGAAGUAAACAUCCAUUUAUAUUAUUAUAUCUAAAGUUUGUAUUAUAGAGCACCUGAGAUUAUUCUAGGCUACAAAAAGACUUGCGCUAUUGAUAUGUGGUCAUUAGGAUGUGUGGCUGCUUAGUUAUAUCUAGGAUAUCCAUUAUUCUAAGGGACAUCAUCGUUUGAUCAACUCUCAAAAAUUCUAGGAUUAAUUUCUAUUACCAACUUUGGGUUGAUCUCCAAUAGUCCAAAAUGUGAGAAUUAUUUUAUUAGGUAGGACUAAAAUUUUGAACUUAAACCUAUGAAAAUGUAUGAGAAUGAAUUUAAUAUCAAUCUACCUGAUCCUGGAAUAUAAAAUAUAACUGAUAUAUAGGAGUUGUAUUUGGAAUUCAAUAAAUCAAGUUUAAGAACAAUCCAAGAGAUGGCCACUAUGGAAGACUUCGUAGAUUUACUAAAGAAGUUACUAGAAUUUGAUCCAACAUAACGAAUCACCGCUAGCCAAUGUUUGUAACACCCGUUUUUAAGAGACUUUUAAUUUAAUAUUAACGACAUUCUUAAGUAGGACUUAUAAUUUCAAUGA
Paramecium tetraurelia is the source of this 1302-nucleotide messenger RNA. RefSeq lists its product as uncharacterized. Gene Ontology annotation, cellular component: cytoplasm. The transcript is spliced from 6 exons. The record is from RefSeq and is a predicted model, not a curated record. Gene Ontology annotation, biological process: peptidyl-serine phosphorylation; peptidyl-threonine phosphorylation. Lineage: Eukaryota; Ciliophora; Oligohymenophorea; Peniculida; Parameciidae. Gene Ontology annotation, molecular function: ATP binding; protein serine/threonine kinase activity; protein tyrosine kinase activity.